Messenger RNA from Eutrema salsugineum, 902 nucleotides. RefSeq names its product mediator-associated protein 2. Bases 156 to 767 code for a protein of 203 amino acids. Lineage: Eukaryota; Viridiplantae; Streptophyta; Magnoliopsida; Brassicales; Brassicaceae. The record is from RefSeq and is a predicted model, not a curated record. The transcript is spliced from 5 exons.
AAAACACAGAUAAAAAUGAUAAAAUUGGAAAAGGUUUUAGGUCAUCGUCAAAUCAAAGUUUCCCCGGCAACCCCUCUCCCUCUUUUUCGCCGUCGACGAAGCAGCCCUUAAUUCUCAGGGUUGUGAAAUUGUGAGAGCUGAGACUUUGAGCAGAGAUGGCAUUGGAUUACAAACCUUCAGAAGAUUUCGUAGUUAAUAACUUAAAGUCGCUUGAUGACUUUGAUGUGAUGGGAUCGAAGGAGCUUUGGCUUAUCCAGUGCCCUAUGAGUCAUAUUCCGGAAAUCGACGGGAAGGAGCUUAAGGUUAAGCUAGAUAAAGAUGGAGUAUUGGGUGGAUUCGAGGAUUCAUCUGGUAUAGAUGUUGACCUCGUUAGCUUUGCUUCUCAAGACGCUGAUGCAACUGUGAUUAUACCUUCUGGAGAGGGAUCGAAAAUCGUUGGGAAGAUUUCCCGGCGUGUGUCGUUAGUUCGUUACCCUGAAGCAAAGGAGCUGCUCGAGACAACGAAGGCCAAAGCCCAACAGAAGCUUUUAGGAGCAGUGACGAACUCCUCUGGAAAAUACUCUAACCCAGCUCGAAGUAGCCUUCGUAAAAGCGGACAGUCAGCUCUUCGAGCAGCUUCCACACAUAGCAGCAGACAGAAGAGCAUGAAUCCAAAAAGAAAGCGUACAGAGUCCUCCUCAGGAAAACAUUAUGCCCCCACAACUACGGCUUCAGGCUCUUCAGAUCGAUCGGGGAAGUCCAAGAAGAAAGUGAAGACUGAGAAGUAAAGAUAUUCGUUUUUGUUCUUUAUAAGAGAGUUUUGUUUGAUGGUUAAGAUGUUGGAUUCCGAUUAUGUAGUAGACGAUAAGCAACCAGUAUUGUAUUCGAAUUCAUAACUUAUAAAGUUACAAAGCUUUUUUUUU